This is a messenger RNA of Cygnus olor (mute swan), 3101 nucleotides long. It is a transcript of the gene SLC35G2, whose product is annotated as solute carrier family 35 member G2. Lineage: Eukaryota; Metazoa; Chordata; Aves; Anseriformes; Anatidae. The transcript has 5 exons. Bases 1338 to 2573 code for a protein of 411 amino acids. The record is from RefSeq and is a predicted model, not a curated record. Gene Ontology annotation, cellular component: plasma membrane.
GCGGGGGCUCCCUGACAGACCCCCGGUUUGGGCGGUCACGGCUUUGUCCGCGCCCGGUGACGCGGAGACGCGGCACGCCGCUGUGCCGCUCCGUGCGCGGUGCUCGCCGCCGUGCCUAAGCACCACAACCUCCCCGUAACUGCCCCUGUCACAGCCAGAUUCCAACAAAGUCCCGUUGCACAUAACCGGUCUCACUAAAACCGCCGGGCGCAGCCGGGCCGUGGCCGCAGCGGUGCGGGUGCUGUGCCCCGUCACGCCGCUCGGCGGUGCCGCAGGCAUGGCCCCGGCCCGGCCGUGCCGCCGGUGGCUGCCUGCCGCGCCUCACGGCGCCUCGGCCUCCCGCUGCCCCUGCUCCCGCCACACCUGAGGGCACCCGCCCGGGCUGUCGGGCAGCGGAGCAUUAGCAGCAAGCUCAGGGUGCCGCGGGGCCGGGAGGUGCCGCUGCUCCCGGUGAGGAACUGGAAAGAACCAGCUCGGGAGGACGCCGGCGGGCGGUGGGCUGGAGGGAAGCUUUACAGAGGAGGCGCGAAUUCAGUCAGAGAACAUGCAAAUAAACCAUCUUAAGUUUCCAGAUACAAAGGGAAAAAACAAACAAACAAACAAACAAACAAUAGCCUUCCUGUGAUCUCCACAAAAGGAAUCAGCAGAAGGAGAAGCAGCAAGUUUUCUGCACAGGCUGUGCUAACUUCCAUUUGUUUUAAGUUUGUGUUGAGGAUUGACAAACAUGGAUUUGGGUUAUGCACUGAACUGAAAUUCUUGAUGGUUAAGAGAAGCAAGAUCACCAAAGAGUACAAACAAAUCUCCUGUGUGAGAGAUGGCAUGACAUUUGUCAUAUAUUCACUGCUUAGUAGAGAAAAUUAAAUUUUGAUUUAAGCGCUCCUGUUAUUUUUUGUUACUUCUCAUUUCCUGCCUUUCUCAUGCCUCAUCUGUCUGCCCUUCGAGUUCCCAGACCUUCCAACUGUUAGUGUUCGUGGUGCUGAAGGAAAUACUGGGUCUGUAUAGGACAGCCAUUUUGAGUUAUGUGCUCAUGAUCUAUUGUUUUCCUCCAGAGAGAUUCCUGAAUACAUUACACAGGUCCAGUACUAAAUUUGCAAAUGCAUGUUGUCUCUUUUCUAUUCCCUUUUUUAUUAUUUGUUGGAAGAAAAUGUAAUCUAACCUCAGGAGGAAAGAAAGAAAGCAUGAUAUGCUCAUGUGAUGCACUGGGGUUGCCAGUUCCCAAGGAGAACAGCCUCAUAGGCGUGACAUCCGGACAAAGAUGUAGAUGACGGAAAGGUGUUUUGCCCUUCGGGCUUGGAAUUAAACCUCUCAAGAGCAGACCAGGACGUUUCUCUGAGGAAAUGGAUACAUCUUCCCCAAAGUACCCAGUCAAAAAGCGAGUGAAAAUUCAUCCCAACACGGUAACAGUAAAAUAUACUUCUCAUUAUCCCCAGCCAGGAGAAGAGGGAUAUGAGGAUGGUAAUGAAGAUACUGGAGUAUUUAUGGAGGAUAAUCCUAAAAAAAGACUAUUGAGUGAUGGGAAAAAGAGAGGAAGGACCUUUUUCGGUACGAUAGACACCCAGCUCCAGCCAGCACAACUACCAAAAGCCAGUGAGAUGGGGCAUUUCCAGAACUUUCCCGAAGGAAAUAUACUGCAGUCGAGGAAAAUGUGGAUAGUCCUUUUUGGAUCUGCUGUGGCUCAUGGAUGCGUGGCUCUAAUUACAAGAUUAAUUUCCGAUCGUUCCAAAGUGCCAUCCCUAGAGCUGAUUUUCAUCCGCUCGGUCCUACAGGUGCUGUCCAUUACCGUUGUGUGUUAUUACCACGAGCCACCCUUUGGCCCCAAAGGGUACAGACUCCGGCUCUUCUUCUACGGGGUCUGCAACGUUAUCUCUAUUACCUGUGCUUACACUUCCUUCUCCAUAGUUCCCCCCAGUAAUGGGACCAUCAUGUGGAGGGCUACCACUACGGUGUUCAGUGCCAUUUUGGCUUUUUUACUGGUAGAUGAAGGAAUGGCUUACGUAGACAUAAUUACUGUUGUUGGCAGUGUGUUUGGUGUCUGUCUGGUCAUGAUCCCCAACAUCGUCAGGGAAGAAAACUCUUCGCUGAGCACCUGGAAGGAAGCUUUUGGCUACACCAUGACCGUUAUGGCAGGCUUGACCACUGCUCUCUCCAUGAUAGUCUACAGGUCAAUCAAAGACAACAUCAGCAUGUGGACAGCACUGUUCACCUUCAGUUGGACGGGAACAGUGUGGGGAGCAUCCACCAUGUUCGUGCUUCAGGAGCCAAUUGUCCCGCUGGAUGGAGAAACCUGGAGCUAUCUCCUUGCCAUCUGCCUCUGCUCCACAGCAGCCUUCCUGGGGGUCUACUAUGCCCUGAGCAAGUUCCAUCCCGCUUUGGUCAGCACUGUACAGCACCUGGAGAUAGUCAUCGCCAUGGUCCUGCAGCUCAUCGUGCUGCGCAUCUUCCCAGGUACUUAUGAUCUCAUUGGGGGAGCAGUUAUUUUGGUUAGUGUUUUUUUUCUCACAUGUUAUAAACUGUCCUGGAAGAAUUUAGGAAGACAGGAUUAUCAGGAGAUCGUGGAUUCUUCCAUUAAAUGAAGCGCAGUUUUGUUGUUCAGUUCUGGUUGCGUGACCACGUGAAAGUGACAUAUUCCAACUCUGUUGUGCUCUCGUGUACUGGUCAGGUCCGCUCUCUACUGUUUAACUUCACAGCUGAUGUAGCAACAUCGGUAUUUUCAGAUUUCUGUGACAGGUGAACUUGUUCUAGUGCAUACAACCACUGACAUUUUUAUGUCGUAUGAGAAAAGGAUAUUUGUCUGCAGCACAUAGGGUGCGUGAGUGGAAGCACAGAUGGCCUGCCAAAGUGCAGGCCAAGCCAUAGGCAUUUUCCUCCUCACCUUGCUGGGAUAAGGCAAUACAGCGACAGAGGGAUUCACUCGUGACUGUCAGUCCCGUGCGCUGUGGUAGUAGGAAAUGAACAGUAAAAACAUUAAAAUGGUCAAGCACAGCGUUUGUGUCCUCUGUAACACUUCUUCCGCUUUGGCUGUAAUGUUCUAAAUGAAGAAAUGGUAAUGUUUCUGUGAUGACUACUUGUGUUCCCUGUGCGUGUAUAAACAAAAGAAUACA